Messenger RNA from Didymella exigua CBS 183.55, 1227 nucleotides. RefSeq names its product glycoside hydrolase family 6 protein. NCBI's taxonomy places the organism in Eukaryota, Fungi, Ascomycota, Dothideomycetes, Pleosporales, Didymellaceae. The record is from RefSeq and is a predicted model, not a curated record. The transcript has 3 exons. The coding region runs from base 1 to 1227 and encodes 408 amino acids. Gene Ontology annotation, biological process: cellulose catabolic process. Gene Ontology annotation, molecular function: hydrolase activity, hydrolyzing O-glycosyl compounds.
AUGCUUUCCAUCAUCCUACAGAUCACCGCCUUCGCGGCUGGCGUUGCUGCUCUGCCUCAGCCGACAUCCGUUCCAAAUAUUGCCACACCAGCCCGCGCUGUAACCACCCCAGCACCUGCUGCCGAGCUCGAGGCCCGUCAAGCCUCCACUAACCCUUUCGCCGGCUACUCGUUUUAUGCAAACCCGUACUACUCCUCGGAAGUGCACAGCCUCGCGAUCCCUUCUCUGCCCGCCUCUUUGAAGCCCGCCGCCUCCGCCGUGGCCAACGUAGGCUCGUUCGUAUGGCUUGACACUCGCGCCAAGGUACCGACACUGGACACCUAUCUCGCCGACAUCAAGGCGAAGAAUGCCGCGGGCGCGAAGCUAAUGGCCACAUUUGUUGUGUACAACUUGCCUGAUCGCGAUUGUGCGGCCCUCGCAUCAAAUGGCGAACUGAAGAUCGACGAGGACGGUGCCAACAAGUACAAAGUCGAAUAUAUCGACAAGAUCGUGACUAUCCUUAAAAAGUAUCCUGACGUGAAGGUCAAUCUUGCUAUUGCAGAGCCUGACUCCCUCGCUAACAUGGUCACCAACAUGGGCGUGCAGAAAUGCUCUCGUGCUGCGCCUUACUACAAGGAUCUUACCGCUUACGCGCUCCGCAGCCUCAACCUGGCUAACGUUGACAUGUACCUCGAUGGUGGCCACGCUGGAUGGCUCGGCUGGGGCGCUAACAUUGGCCCUGCGGCGCAGUUAUUUGCUGAGGUGUACAAGGCUGCUGGAUCUCCUCGCGCCGUCCGCGGUAUUGUGACCAACGUCUCGAAUUACAAUGCCUUCAGACACAACACCUGCCCGGCUAUCACCAGUCCUAACGCUAACUGCGAUGAGGAACGCUUCAUCACAGCCUUUGCUCCCCUUCUCCAGCAGCAAGGCUUUCCCGCACGCUUCAUUGUCGAUGUUGGACGCAGUGGCAAGCAGCCUACUGGUCAGCAGGAGUGGGGCGAUUGGUGCAAUGUCCAGGGUGCUGGUUUCGGUCCUCGUCCUACAACUAACACUGGUAACUCGCUUGUUGAUGCAUUCGUCUGGGUCAAGCCCGGCGGCGAGUCUGAUGGUACCUCGGACACAUCUGCUUCCCGCUACGACGCUGCAUGUGGCCGCGCUUCUGCCUUCAAGCCAGCACCUGAGGCUGGCGCCUGGUUUAACGCGUAUUUUGAGAUGCUCCUCAAGAAUGCUAACCCUGCUCUUGCUUAG